AUGAGAAUCACAUUCGCCAUCCUGACUUUGUGUCUCAGCUCGGACGCUGUGGCCAAAGCCCUUUCACCGAGCAAUGCCAACCAAUAUUGCAUGUACGCUAUAUAUGAGUCAUUUGCUUCGUUCGAACGGAAAAAUGUGACCAAUUCUACGAGUGCAGUAUCUGGAAGCUCGGCACGUUCAAGCUCCGCAUCGCAGUGUACAAAUGUGCUUGAGGUAACGUCGAUAUACGCCUCCAUGCGAGAGUAUUGUCAUGGGAGGGCAUACACUGCAGGCCUUGACUUUUGGAAGAGCUUCUGCGCUAACGCUGGCGCGGCAUUGAUGAGCUUAGAUGAUAUCAAAGCCAGAGCUACAACAGAGUACAUCAAUCAGCUACCUGUCUUCAACCCAGGCGCCGCAUCCUCAGCCACAAUUUCUUCCGCAGUAUUGCUCAACAACUCAUAUUAUAGACAAGCCUUACGCAGUGUGACCGCCAAUGAGACCGACAAUUCUCGCUCAUUGAAUACCGUUUGGGGUAUUCACGGCUUCUGGGGCUUGGUGACCUUGGUUGGGAUCAUUUUUAACCUCCUGACUAGGUUCUCCUAUUGUCUAUAUGAUGUACCAAAGAAGUAUGAAGAGAAACCUGGAUCCCGCUCUCGGCUCGGGCUUCUAUCCGCAUCGAAUCCAAUUUCCAAAGUCUAUACUGCUGCCAACACACACUUCAUCCUUGCACCGAGUCUAGGGACUCACCACCAACGGCUCCUGUAUGGUCUUAAGAUACCUCUCCGCUGGCAAGCAUCAGUCAUUUUUGCUUUCUGGGCCCUGGCUUUCAUCCUGGCCUGUAUAAGAUAUGAUGCUUACUCGGACGAUCCUUUUAACGGAACCCUCGCUUAUCAAAUCUGGGACACUAUGGGACCUAGAUCUGGUUUUCUCGCCUUCGCAUGCCUGCCAUGGCUGUGGAUCUUUGCCGGACGAAAUAGUAUCUUUAUUUGGGGCACCGGCUGGAGCUUCCAAACAUUUAAUAUAUUCCACCGGCAUCUCGCGAUAGUGACCGUCCUCUUUGCUAUCAUCCACUCUAUAUCAUAUACUGUCAAGUACCUGGCUUAUAACCCGAGCAAAUAUACCACGGACUUGGAAACAGACUGGUUCAAGUUUGGCAUUGUUGCAACGGGACUGAUGUCCAUCAUGAUUCCGUUCUCCUGUGCCGCGUUGCGCCAACAAUUCUACGAAGUAUUCCUCAUUGUGCACGUCCUCUUCGGGAUCGUCAUUGUCUAUGCCCUGUUUACGCACAUGAGCAAGUUUGGCGCGGAGUACACUCCCCACCUGUGGCCCUUGGUCGCAAUCUGGUCCUUCGACCGGGUCCUUCGCCUUCUCCGUCUGGCUGUGUGCAAUCUGCAUAUAAAGCGCAGCAGCAGGAUGCAUUCUGGCCGCCGGACCACGGUCACCUACUAUCCCAGCAGCGACGUCCUCCACAUCGAGAUCCAGCCCGCGGCGCUCCCCACCUCUCCCAAGCCCGGACACUACUACUACCUCUACCAACCUGCCACUUUCCGCGGCUGGGAGAACCACCCCUUCACCAUGGCGUCUGUUCGCUGCUCCGACAACGAGAACUCUCCCGCGUCCGCCUUUCCUGAUUCGAGUGCUCCUUUCCGCACUCCAACGGAGAAAGAAGCAGCCGUCGUCUCACAGCCCCUUCCUCUCACCCUGCAAUCACUCACAUCAUCAACUCCGACACUAAGCUUUUGGGUCCGUCCGUACACCGGCUGGACCCAGCGUCUCCGAUCCCAAGCCCUUGCUGCUGGUAACACCCUGCACGCAACCAUCUUGCUUGAGGGCCCCUACGGCCACAGUGCCUGCACCGCCCUGCGAACCUUCGACCGCGUCAUCAUGAUUAUGGGCGGCACCGGCAUUGGCGUCGCGACGGCGUACCUUCAAGUUCUCCGUCCGUCCCGGAAUGGGUUCGAGCAUCCGCAAAUCGAGCUCCACUGGACGGUGCGUGAGCCGGCGCUAGUUAGCGAGCUGUGUCGCGCGGAGCUGAGCCCGUAUUUCCAGGACCCUGGAGUGCAGAUGCGGUUUUACUGCUCGCGAGGAUUGGGUAGUAGUGUGUUGGAAGGGGAGAAUGCCCUGAUAUCUGGGGUGACUCUCGAGGAUGGACGAGCGCCCAUUGGGCAGAUUGUGGCGCAGGCCGCGGCGGAGGAGGGCUCGGUGGCGGUGGUCGUGUGCGGUCCGGCCGAAAUGGCGGAUGUCAGUCGAGCGGCUGUUGGGGCGGCGCGGCGCGGCGGGGCAAGCGGGAUCGAGUACUUUGAGGAGGCGUAUGGAUGGUAG
This is a messenger RNA of Aspergillus japonicus CBS 114.51, 2301 nucleotides long. RefSeq names its product ferric reductase family protein. Lineage: Eukaryota; Fungi; Ascomycota; Eurotiomycetes; Eurotiales; Aspergillaceae. Gene Ontology annotation, cellular component: plasma membrane. Gene Ontology annotation, biological process: copper ion import; iron ion transport; intracellular iron ion homeostasis. Gene Ontology annotation, molecular function: ferric-chelate reductase activity. The transcript has 6 exons. Bases 1 to 2301 code for a protein of 766 amino acids. The record is from RefSeq and is a predicted model, not a curated record.